AUGCCCUGGCGGCCGCUGCCUCGCAUUGCCUUUGCGGUGGCCAUCUACCCGUUCCACCCCUCCUCUCCGGCGGACCUCCCCCUCGAACUCGGCGAUGAAUUGUACAUAAUUGAACAAGGUGGCUUGAACGGUGAAUGGUGCCGUGGAUAUCUUGUUGCGCCGCCGUCGUUGCUGGCGGGAUUGACCAGUACCAAGGGCCAGACUCUCGAGGCCCGCGUUUUCUCCGGCAUCUUUCCGCGGAACUGCAUCGAGAUCCGCGAAGUGCUGGGUGACGGCGAGGGAUAUAAAGCGCUACUUAAUGGCGACGGUGAUCGGAAGAGCAUCGAUCGCGUGCCCUUGUCCGGGCCAGAAGCAGAGCUACUGUCGCGGAGCAGUGUGGCCUACUCUAUCACCGACUCCCAGACCGGCGGUGAGGUGUCGGAUGUAGUGGUCGCAAAGAAGGGCAAGCCCGCGCAGAUUGUCAUUCACAAAAUAGACGAGUCCGGCCUGUCCAGUCCAAGAUCUGUUCAUACCUACCGAACCGGUUCGAUCCCGCACACGCCUGUGACUUUUGCUCCCCGGGACCCCGAUGCGCCCAAGCCUGCUGCCCCUGUGCCUAUGCUUAAGAUUGGCGACGAGACACCCACGUCCCUCACAGAGCCACUGGUCGACGAAAUCGCUUCAUGCCUGCGCGAAUGGCACUCAACGAAUUUACAUGAAUUGCUGCUGGCACGUCAGUAUGAUGUGUUGGAGGAAAUGUCAACAAUCGUGCAAGAGUUGGACUUUGCCAGGCGCCAAUUGCUCCACAAUGUGUUGACUGGCAAGGAGAAGGACGCGCUUCGAGAUGAGACAGUUUGGAAGCUUGUCAAAGCCAACAGAAUGUUGAGCGGAGAUAUUAUUGUGCGCGAUCCUGAGCAGAGAGGCCGAUUGUUGACCGGUGACGACUCGGCUAUUCAGCUAGCGAAGCUUCAGUCCGAAAUGAGCAUGCUGGAUAGUAGCCCCGUCGCCCACUCUGAUACAACUGCCUUGAACCACCUGUUAUUGGAAAUCAAUGCAGUAUCCGGAAAUGCACCCGGGCCUGUAUCUCUCGGAAUCCAGCUGUACUCCCGAUCUGACAGUGGAGCAUUCAACCCAUUGUCUGAAACCUACAGCCUGGACAUUCCAUCUCCUGAUAAGUUUGUCAGCCUGACGCAGAGCAACAGACUGAAGACGCUCUUCACUGAACUCGCAGCUACUGAUAUUGGUGAUGGCUCUCCGAACGGUCGUCAGCUUUAUGUUGUUGCUUCCGUGCGUGCCGCAGAAUCCCGUUCCACCGUUGACAACACGCCUGUUUCCCGAUCAUCGAUGUCACGAGAAAAUCCCUCUGCCCCCAAGACAGCCGCUGCUGGCGGGAUUCAACCUUCAGUCAAGGGCAGCUUGAGAACACGACGCAGCAUGAUGUGGGCACCCAAAGCUCGGGGCUCACCAACUCUGGAUCAAACGCCCCGGCCUGCUGCCCAGGGAGUCCCACGGUCAUCGAGUAGCUCAUCCCACCUACAGAAACCCGUGACUCCCCAGCCUGCCCCAGCAAAGGAGAGCUCGGCCAUCCGGACCAUUGGUAUAGGCAUCCUGGAAGUCUCUCCAAUCCUCCGACAAGAUCGGGAUACGGAAUCCAUCAUCAACAUCUGGUCUCCUCCUCGCGAGGGUGAGGAAGGUGAAGGGCACCCUGACGGAUUUGAAAAGUUGCUUCACAUCCUGCUCCCGAGCCCAACUGGACGCUAUGUGCGUGCUGAUACUGCCCGUCUACAUCUUCAUCUGCACCCAUUUACUAGCUUCGACCCGGAGUCUCUUGUGCGCCAGAAUCCCACAAUUCUUCAAGAUGUUGUUCAGACCCGCCGCAUCGGUUUCUCUAAGGCGCCAGCGAAGCCACGAUCGGAUAUCUACAUUACAAUCUCGCAAGCUGUAUUUCCCACGGAUGCUCUUCUCUCUCAUCCGACCGCUGGCCAGAUUCCUCUGCAACCAACUACCGGCCUUCGCAAUCUUCAGCUUACCUUAGAGGUUCGGGAUGCGUCUGGUGCUCGGGUAGAUAAAUGUGUCUUCCCCUCGUCUGCCAAUACUUCACACACUGCCUGGAGAACUACAAUUGCCCAACGUGGCACGCCAUGGUAUCAGACCAUUCGUCUGAAUAUUCCGACUGAGAAGAUUCCCGGCUCACAUAUGAUCAUGAGCGUCGCUGAUGCACCGGAAUUUCCCUUUGCCCUGGCCUGGAUGCCUCUUUGGGACCAGCAAGCUUUCAUCCGAGAUGGCCAACACUCUUUGCUGCUCCACGCCUAUGACAAGCAGACCUCCAGCAUGGAGAACGGGAAGGGUGCCUACCUGAACCUACCCUGGAGUGCACUUGGCAAGAAUGAGUCGGCCAAGGAUGAAGCGGUGACGGGACCUCUGGCAACCUUGCGCCUCGAGACCCACCUGUGCAGCACAGAGUAUUCGCAAGAUCAGGUCAUCUUGAGUCUGUUGAACUGGAAAGAGCGACCCGUCGACGAGGUGUUCGAUACCCUCAAGCGCUUGCCUUUCGUACCUGAGAUCGAGAUCGUGAAGCAGCUUCGCGGGGUCUUCGAUGCUCUCUUCGGAAUUCUUGUCGAGAACGCCGGUAAUGAGGAAUACGAGGACCUUAUUUUCAAUAACCUGGUUACUGUGCUCGGUAUUGUUCACGACCGACGGUUCAACCUGGGUCCUUUGGUUGACCAUUACGCCGACGAGCAAUUCAACUUCCCCUUCGUCACACCAUGCCUUAUCCGCAGCUACCUACGGCUUCUCAACGCUGCUACUGAUGUCCACCAGUCUCGCCAUCUCCGCGCGGCGUUCAAGGUUGGAAGACACCUGCUCAAGUUCAUCAUCAAUGCCCGUGAGCAACAAAAAGCAAAGGAGGAAGGCAUCGGAAUUACCUCUGUCCAGUCGACCUUCAACCGGGACUUGCACACCAUUUUCAAGUCCAUGGAAAGCCUUAUGAAGAACCCCUCCCCAUCUUUGGUUGGAAGCAAGACCCUGAUUGUGCAGCACUUCCAUUCGUGGUUGCCUGAGCUUUCCAAGGUCCUUGGCCGCGAUGAAAUGAUUAUGAUCGCUUUGAGUUUCAUGGAUUCCUGCAAGGAUGUGACUGGCAUGUUGGUUCUCUACAAGCUGAUCCUCAUUCAGAGCUACACCCAAUUUGAGAUCUUCGUUUCAGGCGAGGAGAGGCAGACUCUUAUCUCCAGCUGCGUCGGCUGGCUGGCACCAUACUGGGGCUCUACCGCCAAUGUUUCAGAUCAGUAUCGUGACCAGGUUCGCCUGAGCAGUGCAAUUGUGGCUCAAUUGUUAACCCAGCCGGAUGCCCAACUGUACGACUUCAUGCCAAGCAUUGUUGCCUCUUACUGCGCUAUUGCGACUGAGGGGGUGGACGACACGGAAUAUUUGUCCAUCCUCUUCAGCAAGACUUUUCCCUUCCAAGUCAAGCUAUCCAAUACUCCCCAGAGGUUUGAUGAGGCAUUGGUUGAGCUGUCUGCCAUAAUGGCUGCUCUGUCCAAGAUUGUGUCUCCCAAGACUCCUAAGCUCAAGGAGCUGGAGCUUGCGACCUUCGUUGCCCAAGCACUUGAGGCCCACAACUCGAUUCUUGAUUGCGAGGCCUAUCCUGAGAGCUGGUUUAGUUUCCAUGUGUAUAACCAUCGUGCAACAAUCAAGAGUCUGGAACACCUUGCCCUGCUCCUGAUCGAUAAGCUCCUACCUGAUGCCGAUGACGCCGAUGACUUCGAUACAAAGCUCUGGGAGUCGUUCUUCAUGACGCUACUUAAGGUCAUAUCCAGCGAUACGCUUGCUUUGGAAACCUUCCCUGAACAGAAACGCCGUGCGGUCUGGAAGAUUGCCGGUGAUGUUCGUGAACAGGGUGCUGAUCUGUUACACUCUACAUGGGAGGCAAUUGGAUGGGAUACUACUGACGAGGAGAGAGAACGGUUUGGUCUGAAGAAGCUGGGUGGUUAUCAGGUUCAGUAUGUUCCGAACCUGGUGCCUCCUAUCAUUGGACUCUGUCUGAGCGUCCAUGAGGGUCUUCGCCAUGCCGCUGUUCACAUUCUCCGGACAAUGAUCCUCAGCGAGUGGGACUUGAAUCAGGACAUCUCCAUCAUCGAGACCGAAAUCAUCUCCAGCCUAGACUCUCUCUUCAAGGUCAAGCAUAUGAGUGAGAGUGUUAGUCAGAAGAUCUUCAUUGGCGAGCUGCUGGACCUAUUUGAGGGUGAUGUGGCAUCUGAAGAGGAUCUGUUCAAUGCUGUCAAGGGGCUCAUCGCCACCGUUGAUGAACUUCUUGACCUUCUGGUGGCCUCUCAGAGUAGCACCUCGACCCAGAGCUUGCAUGCGUUGAAGCUUAUGGAGUACAUGAAGGAUAUGGGCCGCGAGGAUAUCUUCAUCCGCUAUGUCCACGAACUAGCCGAUCACCAGGCUGCCUGCGACAAUUUUACUGAAGCUGGCCUUGCACUCCAGUUCCACGCCGAUCUUUACGAAUGGGAUGUCAACAAACUUCUCCCAGAGCUGAUGACUCCAGCCUUCCCAGCACAGACGGCGUUCGAGCGAAAAGAGUCUUUAUAUUUCUCGAUCAUCCAGCAUUUCGAGAACGCCAUGGCCUGGGCCCCUGCUCUGGCCUGCUACAAGGAGCUUGCUGCACACUACGAGAGCACGACAAUGGACUUCGCGAAGCUUUCCCGGGCGCAGAGCUCUAUGGCUCGUAUCUACGAAUCUGUUGCCAAGGGCGGCAAACAGUUCCCCCGGUACUUCCGCGUUGUUUAUAAGGGUCUUGGAUUCCCACCCAGUCUGCGCGAUAAGGAGUUCAUCUUCGAAGGACCCCCCACAGAGCGCAUAGCAUCUUUCGUGGAUCGUAUGCAGCGGGAGCACCCGACUGCUCAGAUUAUGUCCUCGGGUGAAAUUCCCGACUACGAGGGCCAGUUUCUUCAGAUUAGCAGCGUCACAGCUCACCGUGACACUUCUCAUCCUGUUUAUCAACGGUCCAAGGUUCCUGGCUCUGUGCGUGAGCACUUGCUCAUCUCGGAUCCUUCCCGUUUCUCGGCCACGUCUCGGAGACACACUAGCAGCUCAGACGUACGUGAGCAGUAUGUGGAGAAACUUAUUUUCACCACUGGGGAGCCUUUCCCCAACAUCCUUCGCCGCAGCGAAGUUAUUUCCGUUCAGGAGAUUGCCUUGUCUCCCCUGCAGACCGCCGUUGAACGGACAUGGCGCAAGACGCAGGAACUGCAAAUCCUCGAGCACCGCGCUGCAUCGGGCGAGGAUAACGGCUUGUCGAACCUGACCGAGGCACUAGAGCAGCUGCUCGAGAUGCGGUCGUCCUCCUCCAAUUGCGUUGCACUCUACCGCGGGUUCCUGAGUGGUGCCCAAGGAACGAAGGAAGAAAAGUACGAGGAGACGGCGGAGGGUGAAGACGCUGAUGCUGAGGUGAAUGAUGAGCCAGAGACCAUGGACCCGAUGGAAAAUGCUCUUGCAGUUGCUCUCAUCGACCAUGCCCUGGCAAUCAAGCACGCGCUGUCGCUUUACCAACGACCUGCUCAACAAGCAACCCAGGCCGAGCUCCUUCGCCGCUUCGAGGCGGUCUUUGAUCCUGAGCUCGCCUCCCUCUCGACCUCCCCGCCCGAGUAUUCAUCACCAACACCCACCCAGCCCGCUCGCCAGUCUUCAUCAUUGGAGACGCGUCGCAACCCGGCCGCGCAGCGAUCCCUCAGCCCGGAACAAGAACUCAUCCGGGCCUCCCGGGGUAAUGCACACACCCGUAAGCGGUCGGAACGGCAGUCGGUUAGCCAUCGCAUCAGCAUCAUCAACCCCUUCAAGCGGUCGCAUGGUACCUCGAACUCAAUUUUCACUAUUCAGCAGUCUGACAGCAAGGGCCUGAAUGGUGCAGGUGACCUAGAAGAAGGUGCCGAGGACGACACCGCCACCAUCCACAGCCGAGCCACUAGCCAGUCCCGGGGUGGGAAGAGCGACAAGCGUCGCAGCUGGUUCGGCGGAGAGAAGAUCAAGCAUGGCUCCUCUCCAUCCGUCGCAGCUGCUGGCGAUGAUGCCUACGGCACAUCCCUGAAGAAGCGCCCCUCGCGGAGUGCAUCCCGCGACACUGCCGCCCAGUCUCAGGACGGUCGCAGUCGCGCGGGCUCGCAACACCGAGGCCCUGCCGCGAGCGCUGCGCUCGGCUCACCCUCCGGGCGGCCGGCCCCUGCCUCCAGCGGAGGUUGGUCUACUCUCCCACCCACGCGCGAUUAUCCGCAUCCAGUUACCAGGGAUAGUGCCCACCCCGGCCGCGACAUUCCAGGCAGCUUGAACGGUACCUCUAUGGCAUCAGUGUCAGUAUCUGACCACCCGGCCCACAGCUCCAACAGCGGGGUGCGCGACUCGGUUUUCCGACGCUUCAGUCUGCUGAAGGGGGUUGGCCGCAAAAGCAGUCGGAUGGACUUUAAAGCCAACGACACGCUUCCUGAGGAGUGA
Penicillium canariense is the source of this 6465-nucleotide messenger RNA. Its product is annotated as guanine nucleotide exchange factor DCK1. The coding region runs from base 1 to 6465 and encodes 2154 amino acids. Gene Ontology annotation, molecular function: small GTPase binding; guanyl-nucleotide exchange factor activity. Gene Ontology annotation, biological process: small GTPase-mediated signal transduction. Gene Ontology annotation, cellular component: cytoplasm; plasma membrane. The transcript has a single exon. NCBI's taxonomy places the organism in Eukaryota, Fungi, Ascomycota, Eurotiomycetes, Eurotiales, Aspergillaceae. The record is from RefSeq and is a predicted model, not a curated record.